CGGGGCGCGGGCGGCGCGGGCGCGCCUCAGUCCAGUCCACUCGCGUCUCAUCCCCGCGCCGCCCGCGAGUGUAUUACUGUGACUGUGACUCGUGGCAUACCCUUCUGGAAACCCCUUUACCACACUAAACGAGAAGGUUGACGACGAAUCCUGUGAUGUCCCUCUCAUAAGGCUGAAGAUAGAGAGGGAUGGCGUCUCGCGCGGGCACGCGCGGGUCGCGGGGAGAGGCGCAGCGCGCGCUUGACGAGUUCGAUGAGCUGGCAGGUCUACGAGGCGCUGGGGCAGCCUCCCAAGGGGGUGGGGGGGCGUAUACCCUGGAACACCUCGCCACCUUCACCGUCACGAGAGAGACGGGGAUAGUCUACCCUGCUGAUGGAAUGAGACGGCUGCUACAGCUGGAGAAAACCAACGGAAUAUGGAGCCAAAAGAUGCAGUUAUGUUUAGACGGACAGUGGGUGCUUGUUAUGGACUACGAAACAGGGUCCGUGAUGGAGCGCUUCCCCGCGGCCUGGGUCCACUCCCCUACCGCCUUCACCUCCCCUGAGCCCGCGGAGCUGUACAACAACGUACUCGCCUUCGUUGUGGGCCCCCCCUCCUCCCCCUCACCGGCUAACUCCCCCGCACCUGGAGAAGCGCCGAGGAAGGAGCUACACAUCUUCCAGUGUCAUGAUGUUGGGGCACAGGCGCUAGUUGAAGAGCUAAAUGCGCUAAAGGGUGGCGGAGGGGGCGGAACAGACGCGGGGAGGGAGCGAGACUUCGUGAUUGAGAGAGAGAGGGAGAGAGAUGACAUCGAGCGACCUCGGCGGCAGCAAAUGUCCGCGCAGCUGGGCCGCGAGCGUGAACGCGACGACGCCUCCUCAACGGGCUCCGAGCGCCUCUACGAGCAAGACAUCGCCAUCCUCAACCGCUGCUUCGACGACAUCGAGAAGUUCAUCGCCCGCCUCCAACACGCCGCCGCCGCCGGCAGAGAACUGGAAAGAAGACGACGGCGACGAGGCAAAAGACAAGCCGGAGCCGGCGAUGGAAUGCUGGCUUUAAGAACGCGUCCGCCGCAUGAAAGAGAUUUCGUCGACGUCCUACAAAAAUUCAAACUAUCCUUCAACUUGUUGGCGCGUCUCCGCGCACAUAUACACGAUCCUAAUGCUCCAGAACUAGUACAUUUCCUAUUCACGCCACUGGCUUUGAUAGUGGAUGCGGCGCAAGAUGCGGAGGGCGGGGCGGCCGGGCCCCUGCCGGCGAGGGUCGUGCAGCCGCUGCUGACGAGAGAUGCGUUAAAUCUGCUGGCGAACUGUGUGACCAGUAAAGAGACGGAGCUGUGGCACUCGCUGGGCGAUGCUUGGCUUAUACCUAGAGAGCAAUGGAAGACCAGCAUCCCACCGUACCAGCCAGUCUUCAUGGACGGAUGGUCGCCAGACUACCAGGUGGACGAUCAACCACUACGCAGAUCAUCCCCCCGUCGCGUGUCAGCGGCAGGGGAGCCCCCCGCGGAGCCCUACUACGAACGGGAGGAGCCCUCACUGUACGGAGAACAACAGUACCCCCCAUACGACAGGUCUCCCGCGCCGCGUGCGCACGAUUCCGGCUCAGCAGCAUCGUCGCCAGAACGGGAGCCGUACCGGCAAGAGGACGAAGAUGACCUUGGCGAAGCGUGGGCUCGUGGCGUGGCGGCCCGCGGCGGUCGUGUCGUGCGCGUCACAUACCCGCGCACCGCCAACAACGACAAGGAGCUAAGUGUUGUCAGAGGAGAAUACUUAGAGGUGCUAGACGACUCGCGCAAAUGGUGGCGCGCGCGCAACCGGCGCGGCGUCACUGCGCACGUCCCGCACACCAUCGUGGCGCCGGCCGCGGAGCCCGACCCCAACCUCUACCCCAACCCCAUCUACACGCACUACCAGGAGAGCGGCGGCCGCGGGUCGGGCGGCAGCAGCCCCGUGGCGGCGUCGGGCGCGGGUAGGCGCGGCGCGGGGGGCGCGGGCGGUGCGGGGGGCGCGGCGGACGCCAACGCGGACUGGGUGCGCCGCGAGCGCCUCGGCAAGAAGGACAAGGCGCCGCCGCCACCGCCGCCGCCUCCGCCACCGCCACCGCCCCCGCCUGUGCCUGUGGCCACGGACACCAUCAAAUCUACGAAAUCGGUGGUGAGCACAGCGACCAACGGUGGCGACCUGGCGGAUGAACUGCGGGAGGUUCUACCACAGAUCCAGCAGCGGAGGAAACUGCUGGAGUUCAAGAAGACUCCUGAAGUGUUCAUCCACCAGAAAUCGAACCCCGAAGAAGUCGCCGAAUGGUUGGAAGCCAAAGGUUUCUCUGCCACCGCGGUGCGCGCGCUGCGCGUGCCUGGCCACGCUCUCUUCAGCACUCCGCGCUCGCAGCUGGAACAGCUCCUGGGACCUGACGAGGGCAAGCGCCUGUACAGCCAGGUGCUGGUUCAGCGGAACGUGUCCGGGUACAAGACGACAUCAGCAUCAGAAUUGCAGAGCAUCCUUCGCAAGGUUCGCGAGAAGGUGGAGGUCUCGUGAGACCCCCCCCCCCCUUCCACCAGCCCACUCGGGAAAACUUCGUCAUGAGAUCCCUUCAUCACGGGUCCUGUGAGCUCAGCCAAACCAAGGACGAUAUAUACCGGGACUGGCAAACCCAUACACAAAAAAUUGUACCUAAAUGCUAAUAAAACUAGAUGGGCUAGAUGGCGCUGUUUCACAGCCUGGAAGUGGCAAAAAUCAUAUUUUCACCAUAUUUUAAGAACAAAUGACGUAUUUCUUUAUUUUAUAUUACUUCAAUACCUACAUAAUAUUUAAUAAAAGAAAUGUAUAGGCCUCAUCAGUGUAGUUAUGAUACUAUGUAAUAGGUGGCGCUAAAAAAAUGGAGGUACGACGCGUAGAAGAUUGUCAAUCCUUUAUAUAUCACCCUUGGCCAAACUGGCAAUAAAUUAUCGGCAAAAUGCUGAAAUUGCAAUGUGAAGGCUCUAAGAGCUGUACCAAGCUAACAAUGAUUUUGAUAGCCCUACCAACAUUUCGCAGGACGUUUAUAAUAAUAUUUUCAUCACACCCGCACUUUAAAUGUGCUAUUGCAUGUGAGUUAUAGAAAAAUCGUUCUCCCAAGGGAAUAAUGAAAUUUCUUGUACCGUAUUUAACUUUUUUACAUCUA
Molecule: messenger RNA, 3141 nt
Organism: Leguminivora glycinivorella
Lineage: Eukaryota; Metazoa; Arthropoda; Insecta; Lepidoptera; Tortricidae
Product: epidermal growth factor receptor kinase substrate 8-like protein 2
Biological process (GO): Rho protein signal transduction; regulation of Rho protein signal transduction
Cellular component (GO): plasma membrane
Molecular function (GO): actin binding
Source: RefSeq, a predicted model, not a curated record